AGAAGGGUUUAUGUUCCUAUCAUAGAGGUUAAUCUUCUUUGAGGUAUUUGAGCUCCGACCGGUAAAUCAACCUGCAAAACAGAACACCGUUACUCGUUAAGAGGGGAAUGUGGGGGUUUCCCUCUUAACCGGGCUCCGGCGUGAGAAUAAGCGACUGCUUUGAGAGUAAUUAAGUGUAAGGAGUGAGAGCCAAGGGAAUAGAAUGAAUAACCUGAGGAAUGAAGGUCUCUAUUUAUAGCCGGAGAGGUGUAAGAGGUUGUGGGCUGAUGGGCCUUGGGCCAGAAACGGACAACAACGAAUAUGCUCUUUGCCUCGCUGGCCUCGACUGCUUAGUGGCUUCUAGAUGCUCGUCGGCGCUGGCGCACCUUGAUUGGAGCCACGUGUCAUUGUUGUCGGCCUUGUUGUCCUUCUGUCAUCAGCAGACAAGUGGAGAUCGUGGGACAGUUGUCCCCGUCUCUUGAUUGGUGCCAUGUAGGCGUCCUUGUGUACUUAUCGUCAGAAGAUCGUGGCGCACGAUUGAACAGAGCCUGCUGGACGCUCAUUGGCUCUUUUUACUGCCACUUGUACCCUGUGUACCUCUGUAGGUAACAGCGCGUCUUCCUAUGGAGAGGAUUUUGUUUGAUGGCAACUAACCCGCGCGGGGCUAGUGUGCUCACUUAUACCAUUGUUUUUAUGCUAAGUGUUGCUAUCUGAGUUUAUUAUGUGCUCUUCCUCGCGCGGGGGUAAGUCAUAAUGUGAUGUGAGCUGCGCGAGGUUGUUAUUCUCAAGUUGUUAUGCUAAGGAGUAUGGUCUCACGUGCAACCUGUUAUGAGGGUUGCGCGACUUUUUGGGACCAUACCCCUUCAAGUCCCCCCAGUCCAGUGCUGCACCAUGCGCAACGCAAGUGGUUGGAGCUCUGGACUUAAUAAAAAUAAGAGAAGGGGAAGUAGUCCUUUUGGUCCUGACUUGUAUGGCGCAUGUAGAAUAUUGAUGUUCUUCAUGCGCAGGCCCAAGGCAGGUGUUGGGUGAUUUGUUAUUGUGCCCUUUAGGCGCGCGAGAUUAUAGUAGGUUAUAUGUAUCUGGCGCGGCUCCUGUAACUUCUAUAUGAAGUUACUUGUGUGUUGUAUAGCGGGAAACUUCGAAAUUUGAACUUCUGACAGGUUGGUGAGAUAAGUCGCUGAGAGCGACGCUUGAGUUGACCCCUGGCACGGAUGUCAUCAUGCCGCCUGCGGCGGUUGCACUUCAUGUCAGGAGAGUGGGUGCCACGCGCGCGUGGUAACCGUCGUCCCUGCUUUUCCGCUCGACGUGGCAACUUCUCGUUGGUUGCCCUUGCGGCGAGUGCGGCACGGUUACCCAUCGCAUUAAAUGCGAUGGGUAUAAAUAUCCGAAGAGAAAGGUGAGAGAUUCACUUUCUCUUCGUUUCUUCUCCAAUUUCCUCUCAAAAGGUCUUUGAAUCUUCAAAGUGUUCUUCAUCUUCUUCAAGAUUUCUUCAAAUCUUCAAACUUUUCUUCGUUCUUUUUUCCAGAUCCUUCUAAAAUAUGAGUGAGGGGCACCAAGAGGUUCCUGCUAGUGAGGAAGGACCGGUUCCAGUCCUUAGAUGGGACUUAGGUCUGUUCGAACAGAUUGUUCGAAGCUUCAGAUUCCCACCGGAGUGGGACGCCCGGUAUCCGGCUCAAGGCCAAACCGCGGCUGAUGCCCCACCCGGCUAUAUUACCCUUUAUGAAGAUUUCUUUCUUCAGGGUAAUUUCCGGCUGCCGGCGACCAAUUUUCUGGGUAGUAUCCUUUCUUACUACAAGUUCCACAUAUCUCAGAUGAGUCCACCUGGGAUGGUGAGGGUGAGACAUUUCGAGUUCUUAUGUCAGUCUCAUGGCAUCGAGCCAUCCGUAGACAAGUUUCGAUCCUUUUACCAACUGCAAAGGACGAUGGGGUUUUUUUCGUUUGCGAGCCGGGGUGCGGCGAAGAAGAUCUUGUUGAAUCCACCCAAGAGUUUCCAUGAUUGGAAACCCAAGUUCUUCUUCAUCAGGGAAGAAGUUGUGCCGGUUGCUAUGACCUUUAGGGAAUGGACUGAGGCCAUACCCAAGGAAGACCUGACGAUCCCAAAAACGGCUUUGUGGUAUCAGCAGCUGACCCCAACCCCGAACCGGGUGUUUGGGGAAAGUGUUCUAGUUGCAGCAAAGAUGAGUGAUCAGUGGUCACCUAGCAGCAGGGAUGUUCCCGUGUUGAAGCUUGGCGAUCAAGGUUAGUUGUUUCUCUGUCUUCUUUUUAAGUGGGAUUUCUGUAAUUAUUACUUACGUAUCUCCGUUUAUAGAGGCGCAACUCUACCAAGCUGCUUUUUCUACUUUUGGAGGCUCCAUGGGCGUUCGCCCAUUGCGCGACGACGAAGAAAGCUGGUAUGACCAGAUUAAAGGAAACUUCAUGUUUCCUACUGCUGAUGCUUUCGCCUCGCCGCCAGAUGCUACUGAAGGUGCGCAAUACCCUAAACCUCGUCCAUUGCGCUCUGUGACUCUCGCUGGGAAAGAGACUUUCUAUCUUUCCAGCGAGGAGUCCGUAGGAUCUUCCAGCGGCGAGCUAAGCUCUUGGUCUAAAAUAUUUGCAGGUGUGUUGCGCGACCUGGGGAUUGACCCAGAGGAGAAAAAGAAGAAACCGGUGAAGAAGAAGAAGAAAGCGGAGCCGGAGGUGACCAGCAAGGGCACCGGCCCUAGUCGCACAACAACUGCUGCUGGCAAAGGUACUCUUCGCCUUCGUCAACGUGACUUGGAUGAUUAUGUGAUCCUCAGUGACUCAUAUGAAGGUUUAUCACAUGUAGCUAAGGGAAAAGCUGGUGCUGGUGGGUCGAAGAGUUCCGGGAGCGCGGGUUCUCGCAAACCUGAAGCUGGCGCGACUCCGUCUUUCCCAGAGGAUGAAGAAGUGGAAGAGGAAGAUGCUGCUGCUCAACUUAUUGGGCGGAAAAGGGGUAGGAGCGAGGCUACAACUGGUGUGGCUUCCGCGCCUCAAUCUGUUGUGAUCCCUGCGAUAGGGAAGACGAGCAGGCUGCGCUCGUUGUAUCAAUUUUCUCCUGGUAUGUUCUUUUCUUCUCUUUUCUUCUCUAAAAAACUUCUUUGCUUACACUUGCCUUAUUUUGCAGAGAUCAAGAAGAAGACCCCUGAAAAGGCGGUUACAUUCAGUGAGGCGGGAGUAAAAAGACCCAAGAUAACCGUCAAGCCCACUGACACUGCAGCCCAGGACGCCGCGAAGGCGGCUGAGGCGCAGCGAAAGGUGGAGGAGGCGCGUAAGAAAGAAGAAGAGAAGAAGAUUGCUGAGAAGAAAAAGGAGGAAGAAGAGAAGAGGGAGGAGGAAAGAAAAAAGAAGGAAGAAGAGGAAAGGAAGCGCAGGGCGGAGCAGGAGAGGCUGGCUGAGGUGGCUAGGAAGCAGGCCUUGGAGAAGGAGGUAGCGGCGAAAAAGGCUAUGGAUCAGCCUUUGAAGUCUCAAGGUCCUGAGGUCACCAGGCCAACCAGCACCGGCCCUGUUAUCACUUCGAAAGGGUCCGGCCGCUACUCUUCUAGCGGCGCGAGCUCCGGUGGAGCCGGGGGUUAUAACCCUAACGUGAUAGGGGCGAAAGAUACCGUUGGAGAUAUCUACUAUAAGACAUAUACUGAAGAAGAGCGCGGUGAUGCCCUCCAUCAAGCCCCCUGGAGCUUAAAACAGAAGGAUACAUUUGUUGAGUUUGGCGCUUCGCGUGAAUGGUUUUUGAAUUCCUUCCCCCCUGGUGAGGUCAAUCGGCAAAGGGCAAAACCCCAUGAGAUGUUAUAUCGUACUUAUAUUCUUGGGGAGGCCAAUGCCCGCGCUGCCAACCAUCAGAUCGUUCGCGAAUGGCGGACGAUGGUCAGAGAGCGUGCCGAUUGGGAAGUUUACCGCGAGCGUACUCUGAAGCGAAUUGCGGAGUUUGAGAAGUCGAAAGCUGCGUUCGACGAAGAAAGAGCCAAGUUUGAGGCUGACAAGAAGGCGGAGGAGUGGGGCCGCGAGGGGCUGCAGAAAAAACUCCACAAUGUUGAGGAGCAACUGGCCAAGGAGAAGGCCGAGUUCAAGCGUAUAUGCGCCCAAGACAACGAUCGUGCUUAUGCUCUACGACAGAAGAUCGUUGAUCUUGAGGCUAAAGUUGCGGACUUGACCUCAAAGGUGGAGGAAGCGCAGGGUGAAAAAGCUGCCAAGCAGCAGAUGGAGGUUGAGCUGACUGCAGCCAAGGUGCAAUUGUCCAACAAGGACAAGGAUCUCCAUGCCAAGGACGUUGAGAUAGCGGAACUCAAACGUCGCUUGAAUGAGCAAAUCGACAGAUGUGAGUCUUUGGAGAUUGACCUUGAGGCUGAGAAGGUCAAGGCUGCUGAUGCUGAGCAGGCGCGUGCUGUGAGCACUGCCGCGCUGAAUGUGGCCCAAACCAACUACUCUGAGGCUCAAGGUAUCGUCGAUACACUUGUCUCAGAAGCGGAGUGGAUGCGCACUCGUGGAGUAGUGUUGGUAAGUGCCUUAUGCUUUUUUCUUAAGUUGAUUUGAAGAGUUUUUU
Helianthus annuus (common sunflower) is the source of this 4516-nucleotide messenger RNA. Its product is annotated as nexilin-like. The transcript is spliced from 2 exons. The record is from RefSeq and is a predicted model, not a curated record. The coding region runs from base 2332 to 4506 and encodes 724 amino acids. Lineage: Eukaryota; Viridiplantae; Streptophyta; Magnoliopsida; Asterales; Asteraceae.